Messenger RNA from Rotaria sordida, 588 nucleotides. The record is from the annotation of a GenBank genome assembly. Lineage: Eukaryota; Metazoa; Rotifera; Eurotatoria; Philodinida; Philodinidae.
AUGAGUACAGAAAACUUUCGUUUUUACAUUAAAGUACGUACUGCAUUCAAUAUUCAAGCAAGAAUUAUUCAUGAUGAAUUGUAUUCUGUUUAUAGUAAUGAAGCUCCCUCUCUCAGAACAUUGGAAAGAUGGUCCAAACUGUUUCGUGAAGGUCGAGAAGAAAUUGAAGAUAAAGCACGACCUAGUAGACCUACCACUGAAACAACAUCUGAAAAUAUCGAACAGAUUCGCCUUCUUAUCGAUGAUGAUCCUUAUCUUACAGUAGAAGAGUUACAAGAGCAAACUAAUUUAAGCUAUGACACGAUCCAUCGAAUCAUCACCAGUUAUUUAAACCUUAGGAAGGUCACCGCACGUUAUAUACCCAAAGAUCUCACCGAUUUUCAACGGGCUGAACGAGUUCGAAUAUUUAAAGAAAAUUUAUCGAAAUUUCUACAAGGAGCAUGGCGAUUAUGUGAUAUAAUAACUGGUGACAAAUCGUGGUUUUAUCAUAAACAAAUUGGUCGAAAGUCAUCAAAUGCAGCGUGGAUGAGAAGAGGAGAUCCUUCACCUACUGUAGUUCGACAAAGUAUGCUCCAAGAAUCUGAUUAG